GCGAGUCCUGCGAUCAGCGUGCCGAAGAGAAGUGGUUUUGUAAGACGCUUUUUUGCAGACAGCUUGUGCUGCUUCAUGUUGCAGUAUUGAAUUCAGGAGUAUAGUAUUGUCGAAAUAAAUUAUUAGACGGGUCAAUGAUCGUUUUUCCAUUCACAACUUCACUGCUCUAUGACCUCGAAACGCUCGCCAAAACACGUACUCCUUACUUCCGGAAACCAUUUUCGCAGUGUGUUUUUAUUCCUGCUUUUGAUUUAAUAUACGUUGGAUAUAUUUUGGAGUCUUUUCUAAGUGCAUAGUAUUUAGCAGGGCGUACCUACAUGCUGUCAAACAUUACAUGGCUGUUUACUAAAGCUUUAAGAAGCUUGCACGAUAAACCCGGAACUCAUCUUGUGUACCUGAUCAUGGGGAUAUAUUUUUUGUACGGACCGGAUGUGCUUUUCAUUUAACGCGCGCGCCAGAGAGAAAUUUUCGGGCUGGUAAAUUAUUCCCGAGCUCUAGUACGCAUGCGCAAACUCGCACAUUAGGAGAGAGUGAAAAAUGGGUAUAAACAACUGUUAAUAACACACACAAACGGUUUUGUAUCAUCGUGGUCAUGUGAUGAAUUUAUGUACUCGUUUUUAGAGUUAGCAGAGUACGUUUUGGGCGCAAUUCUAUAAGCUAGAUUACAGGUUCCCUACCUUGGUCUUGCACACAAAAACGAGUUGAAUUGAGGAAGGGCUGUUCAUUAACUGAUCAGAUUCUACAGGAAUGGAUCGAUUCUGUGCAUCAGAUAGGUUGGAAUAUUUACAGGGGCUUGUGACAGAAUUUCAGGACACUGACAGUGAAGAAGCCAAGGAGCAAAUUCUAGCCAACCUGGCCAAUUUUUCUUAUGAUCCACGUAACAUGGAAGCCUUGCGGAUGCUUCAGGUCACUGAGCUCUUCUUGGACAUGCUAACGGAGGAAAACGAGAACUUUGUGGAGUUUGGAAUUGGUGGCCUGUGUAACCUCAGCAUGGACCAGGAGUGUCGUGAUCAAAUUUUGCAAAGUGGAGGAAUUCCUUUAGUCACAGCAUGCUUGUCAAGUCACAGAGAUGAGACCAUUUUAUCUGCCAUCACAACAUUAAUGAACCUUACCACAGAAGCAUCACACUCCCAAACCACAGACAGUGCAGUAGUGCAGUGCAUGCUACGCUUCUCACUUGCACAGAAUCCUCGCCUCAGCAAUCUGGCCACAGUUUUCUUGCAGGACUACUGCACUCAGGACCAGGUAGACCAAGCCAGAGAACUUUUACAAGGACAUAGCCAGUCAGCUAUUGGAAUUCCUCUCCCGAAGGACUAGGACCUUAUGAUUUCUUUUUUGGGAUUAAUGAAGAUGGACAGUAUAAAAGCUUAAAUGGACCUUGUACAGACUUUUAUUCAACAUUAUGGUGACUGAUGGAUUUCUCCAUGUACUGUGCUUCAGGCACUGAUUCAGUCCUACAGAGCUACAACUCCUAGAUGCCACAAAGGGCUUGAUGGUGGUUUCAUGUACUUAACAGAACAUGCUUGUUUUUACAACUACUACUAAAAAAAAAAAGUGUUAUUUGUAUGUUAUAUCCACUGAGCAUGUAGUGCUAAACUAGCUCUCGACCAAGCUAAAACAGUGACAGUGAAUUGUUUUAAUAAAUUUGGGUAGUUUUUGUUUGUGAAU
Messenger RNA from Neoarius graeffei (lesser salmon catfish), 1668 nucleotides. RefSeq names its product armadillo repeat containing 7 (gene armc7). The record is from RefSeq and is a predicted model, not a curated record. Lineage: Eukaryota; Metazoa; Chordata; Actinopteri; Siluriformes; Ariidae. The transcript has 4 exons. Gene Ontology annotation, molecular function: protein binding. Bases 748 to 1317 code for a protein of 189 amino acids.